UUAUUUGGAAUUUUAUUAAAUUUUAUUAAUGUGUAUGUAAAAAGGAACUUCUAAAAUAUUUGAAGCGUAAAGCUGUAAACAGUUCAUAUUAACAUUUUUCAAUGACUUAAUUAAUUGUAACAUAUGUGACUCUAAAUCUAUUUAAAUUUAUCUAUCUCUUCAUUUAUUUAUUGGUUUUUAGAUUUUAAUAGUAAAAAUGUUUGCUGUUGUUACAUUUCACGAUGACACUACAUCAGAAGUACCAAGUAAUUGGCUUAUCGAUUUUGAUGAGGACGGUUCAAGCUGUUGGUGGCCACCUUCCAAUACUAAAAAUUUAUCAACUUUAAUAUCAAAACGUAUUGAACCAGUUAAAUCAACCUGGCAAAGACUGAGUGUAAACUUAGGAAGAUUUUGUAACACACUUGAGAAAGCUCGGAAAAUAGCAGAGGAUUCUCAAUAUACAAGUGCAAAUGAAGAAGAGCUAGGAAGAGGACGACGUAAACGAUUUUCAAAAAAAUUAAGUCAACUGACAAAGAUUCUAGUUCAGAGAACGUUCAACCACAAAAUAAAAAUAAAUCAUCAGAGAAUAAAUUGCCUACUUUUCCGGAAGAAUCUGACAAUAAUAAAACGACAUCAGACGAAUCAAGCAAUAACAGCAGUGCUCCCCCAAAUAAUAAUAAUUAUGUUUCAAUAGGAAACAACAAUUUAAAAGUAAUUCGACAAAGUUCAACAUCAAAAAAUACUUCAGAUAUUGAAAUAAUUAUUAACAAUUUAGAUUGUACGUAAAAUAAAAUUAG
Molecule: messenger RNA, 776 nt
Organism: Ooceraea biroi (clonal raider ant)
Lineage: Eukaryota; Metazoa; Arthropoda; Insecta; Hymenoptera; Formicidae
Source: RefSeq, a predicted model, not a curated record